AGUGAGUGAGUGAGUGUGUGUGUGCGCGCUCCUGUACUAGAGCACCGCAGAGCGGACGCUCCUCCCUCCGCCACAGGCUGGGACACUGCGAGGCCGUACAUCUGGUCACCCGGCGUCUGCGGCUCACGCUCAGGGAUGGAUCAGGGAUCCGCCGCGGGCACCGGAGGGACCUUCAUUUCCCUGAGCGACAGCGAGCAGAGAUGUUACUCCGGGCUGUACGCGCUCUGUCAGCCCGACAGUAGCGGCAAACUGGCGGCGGGGAAAGUGGCGGAGCUUUUCCGGGCGUCGCAGCUGCCGGCCGAGACGCUGCACCAGGUAACAGAAGUGUGUGGUGCUAAGCGGCUUGGCUAUUUCAGCUGUGGACAGUUUUACGUGGCUCUGAAGCUGAUAGCCGCGGCGCAGGCAGGUUUGCCAGUACGGCUGGAGAGCAUCGCAGGUGAACUUCCUCUUCCUGUGUUUGUCGGGAUAACGAACGAGCUUGAGAUGGGUUAUCCCAAUCAACCGUUGACCAAUGAGAGCCAGUCUCACAUCCUGGGCUUGGUGACAGGCUCCGCCCCUCGUCCCCCUGCAGACAGACCUGUACUCAGACACCCUGACACCAGCAUGGACAAGCAGGAGGCGUGGUCUCCACCACAGUCACCUGGCAUCUCCCCGCCCCGUUCACCAUCAGCCUAUCGCUGCUAUUCAUAUGGUGCACAGAGAAACGGAACAGACACACUAUUGGCAUAUGAGGCUAAAGGGCCAGGUCUUCCCGGCGUUCCUCAGGAAAACUCCUCUCCCAGUCAUUAUUCUCUCAGACUGCAGCCGGAGCAGCCUGUCGUCACACGCGUGGAGGUUGCGUCUGUGGAGCGCGUGGAGGUCGAUUACUCGGACGACCCCUGGAGGAUCACAGAAGAGCAGCGUGAAUACUAUACCAACCAGUUCAGGAGUCUCCAGCCUGACCUGAGCGCUCUCAUCAUGGGAACUGUUGCAAAAAACUUCUUCACCAAGUCGAAACUUCCGAUUCCAGAGCUGUCUCAUAUAUGGGAGCUGAGCGAUGUUGACAAGGACGGCGCUCUCACGUUCCCGGAGUUCUGCACUGCCUUCCAUCUGAUCGUGGCCCGGAAAAAUGGUUACCCUCUUCCUGAAACGCUCCCUGCCACGUUGAGACCGGGCUUUGUGGAAGCAGGUGUGCUUACAGCGCCACCAUCUGAGAUUAUAGGUUCUGUUGACCAGCAGAUGACCUCUAGACCAGGUGUGACCGCUAAGCAGGAAGUGAGAGAUGAAAGCAGGAAACGGGAAUUCUUCCUAAAGAGAAUUCCAGAGCCACAUGAAAAGCCAAUACAGCAUAUCAGCACUUUAAAGCCAGAUUCACCACAAGAACUUGAUACAAACAUGAAGUCAAGAACACGGCCCAGGUCAUACUCCAGCACCUCCAUAGAUGAUGCCAUGAAGAAGGUGGAGGAGCCUCCCACUCCUCCUCCUCGACCCCAGAAGACUCACUCCCGCGCCUCCUCUCUCGACCUCAACAAGCUCUUCCAACAGAGCGCCCAAGGUGCUAAAAGUGGCUGGUUGCCUCCUCCUCCAGCUCUCCCUCCACGACCCCCAGCUACACAGAUCUUCAGCUUCCUCCCUGGCUCAGAGAAGAGUUCCCAGAAGGCCGUUCAGCAGCCAAACUUUGCAGAUUUUAGCAAGUUUAGGGUGGAGCAGGAGAGCAGCGUGCGAGGAGAUCUGAGCACAGAGGACCUGACGCCUCCCAAAUCGGAUUCUACAGUGUUACACCAAGGCCACGCCCCUCAAAAGCCAGUGCGAAGAAAGCUCCACCCUGAAAGCCAGAGUGCCACGCCCCCCUUGGCCACGCCCUACUCUGCUGCAACAUUGACCAAAUCUACCCAGAGGCCUCCACCCAAGCAGAAGAGAGAGAUCCAGAUGGCCAUACGGAAGAACCGAGAAACCAACGCAGUCCUGACACGUCUCAACAGUGAACUACAGCAACAGCUAAAGGUUGUGCAUCGGGAGCGAGUCACUCUGGAGUCCCAGCUGGAGUUGCUGCGGCCCGUGGCGUCAAUCUGACCAACACACGCUCGCUUUCCCUCGCUCUCCAUCAUUCUAGUGUCUAAUACUGUGAGCUGUAACUCAGUCACAUGACAGGAUACGCACUUUAAGUGACCAAACAUUUGGGACGCCACAAACACCGUGUCAGAAGCACAGGAAGAGGAUUUACCUCCACGGGAGAACGUGAAGAAUUCUAGGAAGUUUGUUUGGUCAAAAAACUAUUUGUUUUGUUGGUUUCGGGUUUGUGUUUGUGUGUUCCUGCCUGUUUUAGAAUCAUGCUAACACAGCUAACCGCUAGAUACACAUGUCAAUAAAAAGCAAAAGCUUCA
This is a messenger RNA of Carassius auratus (goldfish), 2363 nucleotides long. Its product is annotated as ralBP1-associated Eps domain-containing protein 2. Bases 136 to 2052 code for a protein of 638 amino acids. The transcript is spliced from 18 exons. The record is from RefSeq and is a predicted model, not a curated record. Gene Ontology annotation, molecular function: calcium ion binding; protein binding. Gene Ontology annotation, cellular component: plasma membrane; cytoplasm. NCBI's taxonomy places the organism in Eukaryota, Metazoa, Chordata, Actinopteri, Cypriniformes, Cyprinidae. Gene Ontology annotation, biological process: endosomal transport; endocytosis.